Molecule: messenger RNA, 2110 nt
Organism: Pseudoliparis swirei
Lineage: Eukaryota; Metazoa; Chordata; Actinopteri; Perciformes; Liparidae
Gene: pex19
Product: peroxisomal biogenesis factor 19
Exons: 8
Coding region: 47-940 (297 amino acids)
Biological process (GO): protein import into peroxisome membrane
Cellular component (GO): peroxisomal membrane; peroxisome
Source: RefSeq, a predicted model, not a curated record
CCCUCCCCGCUCGGUGCUUCGAGGCUGUUUGGAUCAAGGUCCCGUCAUGGCGUCGGGAGCAGGGGAGCCGUCCGCCGCGCACGACGCCGAGCUGGACGAGUUGCUGGACAGUGCGCUGGAUGACUUUGACAACAAGCCGCCGCCUGAACCCGCCGCCGCUGCUUCCUCCUCCUCGGCCAAUAGCAGCGCAGAGAAGCCUCCGAUGCUCGAGGACAGCAAGCUGUUCGAGACCCUCUUUGAGGGCGACAUGGCGUCCCAGGCCCGGGAGGAGUGGGAGAAGGCCAUGAGCGAGCUGGCCCACGAGGAGCCGGAGCUUCUGCAGCACUUCCACAAGCUGUCGGAGGCGGCGGGCAAAGUCGGAACCGACACGGAAUCCCAGCAGGAGUUCACCUGCUGCCUCAAAGACACCCUGCGUGGUCUGGCCAAGAAUGCAGACAACCUGCAGUCCUCGGGACUAGAUGGAGACGACCUCGUCAAGGCCCUGGAGGGCCUGGGAUUGGAGGAGGGCGGCAGCGAAGGAGGAGGAGGAGGAGGAGGAGGAGGAGACGAUGACGGAAACAUCCUCCCCAUCAUGCAGUCCAUCAUGCAGAACCUCCUCUCCAAGGAAGUGCUCUAUCCGUCUCUCAAGGAGAUCACCGCCAAGUACCCAGAAUGGCUGGAGGCCAACAAGCCCAGCCUGAGCCCGGAGGACUACCAGCGCUACGAGCAGCAGUCCCAGAUCAUGGGCGAGAUCUGCAAGGGCUUCGAGGUCGAGGAGGCCGGAGAUAAAGACGCCGCGUUCGAGAGCAUCAUGGACCUCAUGCAGAAGCUGCAGGACCUCGGUCAGCCCCCCAAAGAGCUCGCGGGCGACGCGCCUCCAGGCUUCAACUUUGACAUGGAGUCCCUGAACCUCCCGGGAGGCCCCGGGGCCGCGGCGGCAGAGCAGUGCUCCGUCAUGUGAUAAGGCGGUGGCGCCGCCCUUCCAGAACCCCCCCCCCCCCCCCCCCGGAGGUCACGAGGUCAUAGGGGUCACUGUGCGCGUCAGUCUACGGGCAGGGAGUGAAGGAGUGUGACCACACCGGUUGAGACUGCUCUCAAUCGAGUGGAAGGUGUGUGUGGAUGCAGACAACAACAACAACAACAACUACAACAGAAGGGAGAGGAGGAGGCAUGAAAACCAACGGGAGCCUCACACCAAACGCACUCUCUCCUGUCUAAACAUCUCUGAACGCACAGCUGAGAACAUUUCAACAGAUCUGCAUUAGUUGCCGUUGCCGCGGUUACGGUUUAGUUUUAACAGCCUUUCUUUAAAAAAAGAAGUCCUUCUUCACGUUGUUUUUAAUACUGUUUAGCCUCAUGGUAAACAUCUCUCAAGCCACCUCGCAGGUAUUAACAGUGCCUUUGUUUCUUCUUCUUUUUGCAAAAUUACUAUCGAAGUUAUUAUUUGUUGUUCUUUUUUUAGACUUUUUUCAUUCAGCUCAUAAGAUUAUAGUUUUAAAGUGGGGUGAAUUCUGCAUUGUCGUCCCACUUCUACACCCAAGUGAUCAUUCUGUGGUGCGUCAUGAAACACACACACACACACACACCUAUGCUUUGUGUAGAGGAGACUUAACGAGUUAAUUAUUGACGUGUCAGGAAACUGAAAGAAAAGCUUGUGUACAUUUGUUAAUUAUUUAAAUGAUUUAAAAAAUACUAGAGGGGUUCCCAGCGCCAACUGUAAUCCAGCAAACUAAUUUAACCCCUCCCUCCCCUGAGUGGUAUCUCCCUAAUCCCAUGUAUUGAUUGGAAAUGAUUGAUCAUGACUCCCGGUGUGUUUAAUGUGCAGAGUGAUGCUUUCUUUGUCGGGACAGAAGGAACUCUUGAGGGAUAUUCAGGAGUGUUUACCACCGUAUACUUUCAGUUUUUUGUCCUGUGAGGAGAGAAACGUCCACGGGCCAGAUGACGUGUUGGCUGUGAGGACGAGAAGUCACAUGACCAUCAGCUCCUCAAUAACUGUAUAAUAAAGAAAUGUAUUCAACUCUCAGGGCCGAUGCAAAGCGUCCCCACGGCACCGUAAGAAAUAAUAAAAGCAUCCUGUUAUUUGACAGUCUUGUUUUGUAAAUAUAUUAAAUAAAAUAAUUGUAUAAUCUAA